This is a messenger RNA of Eruca vesicaria subsp. sativa (arugula), 534 nucleotides long. The record is from the annotation of a GenBank genome assembly. NCBI's taxonomy places the organism in Eukaryota, Viridiplantae, Streptophyta, Magnoliopsida, Brassicales, Brassicaceae.
AUGAAGAGUACGGCGACGACCCUCUUCCCAUGGAUCCAGUGUAUAAAAUGGGUACAAGAGGCGUUUCCACCAGGUGGAGAGUGUUCGGGGCUGUUAUACAGAGAGAGAGAGAGAGAGCAUAUUUCGCCGGCGAUGGCAGCGGUGGAAUCCUUAGCGAGGGAGAUGGACACGGCUGAUAAGCUUCGUCUUCCUUCCUCCACUAACGGUAGCCACGUUAAGUCCAAGGAUGAUGAUUCCCCUGUCACUGGCGCAGCGAUAGUAAGCUGGGUUCUAGCUGAGAUUUUUGGUACUCAGAACCUUUCCACCGACGCUGAAGAGGACACUGAGUCCCUCUUCAAGUCAGAGUCAUUAUCUCUUUUAGGUGCUGUUUCCAACACUGUUAAUGAAGCCUUGUCUGAAGCUCACAAAUACGGUCUUCCCAAGCCAGACAAACCCUUGCAAUCUACUGAAAUUCUAAAUGCUAUUGGUCGAUGCAAUCUGUCGGAAGUUCCAACGGAAGACACUGGGUUCAGAACCCCGUCGAUGGGACGUUAG